Molecule: messenger RNA, 261 nt
Organism: Cylicostephanus goldi
Lineage: Eukaryota; Metazoa; Nematoda; Chromadorea; Rhabditida; Strongylidae
Source: the annotation of a GenBank genome assembly
AUGGGUAGACGCUAUAUAUGGUGCAGUGAGCCAUUGAAAAGAAACAACACAAGACUUGCAAAAGUAACGAUACCUGGAACUAUAUGGUACACUUUCGAGAUUGUGGUAGAAGCAUACAACUUCACGUUAGACGCUUUCGGCAAACAAGGCGGAGCUGCGAUCAUCGAUGACAUCACCUAUAAUUCUAGCGCAAUCUACGAAUGCAGAAUGGGUGAGCAGAUUAAGAUUAUAUGGAAUGAUGAUGCUUUGCAAUUAGCUUGA